ACGGAUAUUUUGGGACAGAAACCUAUAAAUACUUUGUUUUUAUCAAAAUGCUUAUUAAAUAUGUUGGAUCGAAAAUCAUUAUGAAAUGUGUCUGUUUGAAUAUACAUGUUACCUUAUAACAUCAAUAACUGUGAGCAGCUGUGACGGGAUUUGAAAAUGUUCACGGUUUGUUAGGAAAUGAUAGGAUAUAAUUGAUUCACAAGAAAAACAGAUAAUUAAUAAUUUACCUUAAAUAAUACCUGUUUGCGACGGAAGGUUGAUAACAAUCACAAAGCCGGUUGAAAGAAUCGGACACGUAACAACAGGUGGCAUAUGCUGUUAUUUCGCCAACAGGCAUAAUUGAGUUAUGUAAGGUAGUUUUAAAACAAUUCCAAAGGAUGAUAUUCUUUGUAGUGCAUGGCACAAGAAAUCGCUUACAUUUUGUAGUUUUGGUGAUUGGCUCAGGAGCAUAUUUUUAUUGGAUAUAUAGUUUGAAAUAUCAUGAAUAUAACUUGAAAGAAAAUGGCAUAGCACCCCUAAAUGUUCUUACCACAGGAGAAAGAAGUCUGAUAUUACAAGUUAACAAAAGGUUUACGAUAAAUUAUGAUAAACUAGUUGAAACAAACACACAAGACAAAGCAAACAAGCAUGUUGUCAGUGAGCUCCCACUGUUUCAAUCUCUAAAGGAAGAAGAAUUUCCAUCAACAGACACUGACGUCCCUCGUAUUCCCCAUAUCAUACAUCAUAUGUACAAAACUGAAAUGAUUCCUGGAAUGUAUACAGCUCACGUUAAAUCCUUUAUUUAUUACAACCCAACGUGGACAUAUCGCUUUUGGACAGAUGAAUCCGGUCGUAAAUUAUUACAGAAACAAUAUCCACAUCUUGUAGAUAUAUAUGAUAAGUUUGGCAAUAACGUAAAAAGAUCCGACAUGCUCAGAUACGCAGUUCUAUACGAGUAUGGCGGAUUUUAUGCAGAUUUUGACAUGGAAAAUUUCCGUUCACUUAACAUAACGACAUUAAAAUAUGCUUGUAUUUUCCCUGUAGAACCAUUUGAGCACAGCGCUUUGUUAUAUAAUAAACAUUUUAUAAUAAACAACGCAUUUAUAGGUUGCCGUCCAAAGCACCCGUUUUUCAAGCUUUUAUUGGUCGGCUUACAGAAUGCUGAUUUUAAUGGAGACCCUGUCAGUACUACAGGUCCAGGAUACGUCACUAGAAAAUUCCUUGAAUAUAAUAACAUCAGUGUGUCAUCUAGCGAAAUGAACAAAACCGACUGGAGUAGCAAUUCUCCCUAUUUCUAUAAGGGUGAAUUAAAGGAAAUUGACAAAAACGCCGUGUAUGUGCCAAAUUCACAGUAUUUUAUGGAUAAGAUAGAUCCGAUGCUUUUAGAAACGAAUGGACAAAUAACAAAAGCUUGUAAACAUGUCAACACUUUAACAUAUCUUAAACAAAGAGCUUGCUUUGAACUUUUGAGGCGAGAGAAGAUAAGAAAAAAUAGAUUAUACACUUUCACAGUGCAUCACUGGUAUCAUUUGUGGUUGAUGACAAAAGAUAAAAUUCAUAGUCUGAAAAGUACCAAUAUUAAAGAAAUAGUCCCAAAUUUUAUUCAAUAUAACGGCUGAAAUAAGUGCAUGUUUAUUGUUUAAUUCAUUGUAUGAAAAAUGUUUUUCUAUAGAUCGGUGCAGAGAUUAAAUUUUUUUUGCCAAUUUUUAGGUUUCAACGUUAACUCUGUAACAUUAUAACAUAUUGUUGACUUGUUAAAUGAACAACAAACACAAAAUCAAUAAAACAUUUACAUGUAAGUACAGAAAUGUCUGUUUCAUUUGAAUGGACUGAAUCUGAUGGUACCUUUGUUAGGAUCAAACAUGAGCAUCUGGUAAUCAACAUGUGUAUGAUGCGAUUUUGUCAUUGAAUGUUAAGUAUCCUAAUGCAAAUCGAGUUUCACGAGUAUAUCAUUUUAAAUUGAUGACACUUUUAAUUUAGCCUAUCAAACUAGACACCGUUAACGAUGUUAGAUAAAUAGAGCUUUGUUUGGCUGUACGGCCUACUUUAACGAUCGUAAACUGCGUAACGAGAGUUAUAAAGUUAACCUGCAUUUAAGUCAUCUUUAGUGACGUCGAUGGUCAUAAAAUUAUAAGGCUUAUAUCGGCUGUAUACUGGGAUGUUUCAAUAUUGCAAUCUGAAUUUGAUAGUCAAUGAACUGAAUUAAUUUAAUUAUUCAUCAUGAAGAACUUGUUACAGAUUUGAACGAUUGUUUCGAUUAUCAUCGUUGAAUGUCGCAUUGUUCCAUGUAACACAUUUCAACAAACCUACAAGAAUGUCCAUAUAUGUCUAUAUAUAUGUUUUUCUGUACAUACUCUUAACAAAUCUAAUAAGUGUGCAUGUAUAAAUAUCUUAUAAUGUGAGUCAAUAUUAUUUAUGUCAUGCUGGAAUUUUCAAUAUAUACAGUUGAGAGACAUAGUGUAAUUAUCCUUUUA
Messenger RNA from Ruditapes philippinarum (Manila clam), 2453 nucleotides. RefSeq lists its product as uncharacterized. The coding region runs from base 378 to 1598 and encodes 406 amino acids. Gene Ontology annotation, molecular function: mannosyltransferase activity. The record is from RefSeq and is a predicted model, not a curated record. Lineage: Eukaryota; Metazoa; Mollusca; Bivalvia; Venerida; Veneridae. Gene Ontology annotation, biological process: mannosyl-inositol phosphorylceramide biosynthetic process. The transcript is spliced from 2 exons.